UGGUAUAAUUAUAUCACAAAACUAGGUAUUUGAAGUAUUUCCUUAAUGUAUCAAGCAUAUUAAAAACACCACAUGCUCAACACGAAAGGUGGUGUUGAGAACCCAAAACCUAAAUCGGAAUAUACUUCCUAAGUCUCUCAGAAGACUCACGAAAAUAGGUAAUGUAAACAACGAAAAUCUAUAAAUUGAUUGACUAACAUAAUCUGUACCGAUAUUACAAACAAUCGCAGACGCAGCAUAAACAAAUCACAAUCCGUCACUGUCUCACCAGAUACGUUCGUCUCGCUCUCUCUCGAUGUUUACCAUUUUCCUGUGUAACCAAAGUUAGUUGCGUUCGAGACACGACACGUGAUAGUCGUUGUUUUUUUAUUUAAUUAGUGAAUAUCUAAGUACUGUGAGUGUAAUAGUGAACAAUGCAUUUCAGUGUCCAUAUAUAAAAAAAAAGUUACCUCGCAAAGGGUUCUGUGUCGAUAAACCAUUUGUGUUUUGGGAAAUGAAUGCUCAUAGUUUGUUCUCAGUAAUGCUUAUCGCUUGACACAGUUCGUUCGUCAGAACCGUGUAAUAUCUGCCUUUUAAAUGUAAUUUAUAUGAUUUUUUUUAUUAAUAACUUUAAUAGUUUGCACAGGGUACUCGUGUAGUGAAGUGGUUUUGGUGUCUUAAAAAAAAAUGCGGCGCUCAAAAAUGAACAUCAAUCCGGAUCUCGGUGAUUUAGAGGAGAUGUUAGCUCACGUCCAAACUCAACUGGAACAGGAGAUCGAUUUGGAGCAGAAAUCGAAAAUGCCUUCGAUAACCAGCGUCCAAGAAUCACCGAAGUCAGUGAAGAGGAGUACGUCUUUCAAUCGUUCCGAUUGCGAGCUCCGUAGGGCUCCUAAGCCGCCUAUCCACAGUAAUUCUAUUACGAACCACCAUGGACCCUGCGAUGGCAGCGAGGAGUACAGUCAACCUAUCACGAAUAACCUUCGAGGCUCCCAAACCAGUCUCAAAUAUGAUGAGAUGGGUUCCAGGAUAUCGUUUCAGUCUUUCCGGUCAGAGCCGGUACAAAGGCACUCCGUUCUUAGUUUACCCGACAAAAGAGGAUCGACUUCAUCUUUGAACGGCCGAGCUAAAACUGCCACGCUGCCCAGGGGAUACGGGUCGACGAAGGAGUCCAAUUGGGACGAAUAUUGGGCCAAUGAACAGUCAAUAAGCAGCGCCCGCGCCUCCGUCAUGGUGUACGACGAUGGGCAGAAGCGCUGGGUACCUUCAGGCAGCUCGUCCGGCCUGUCCAAGGUCCACAUCUAUCAUCACACCCAGCACAAUACCUUCAGGGUGGUGGGCAGAAAACUUAAUGAUCACGAGGUGGUGAUAAACUGCGGAAUAGUGCGAGGUCUAAAGUACAACCAGGCGACCGCCACGUUUCACCAGUGGCGCGACGCUAGACACGUUUACGGCCUCAACUUCUCCUGUAGAGAGGACGCGGAUAGCUUCGCGAGGGCUAUGAUGCACACAUUAGAGAUACUAGCGAACAAGCCGAACGUGAACUCAGCGCCGCCGCCCCCUCAGGCCCUAAACCCGCCCGCCCCCUACAACGGCCACAACAACACGUACAACCACGACGAGGACAUGGGAACGAUGACAAGAGAAGACGCAGCGAUACUUCAACAGCAGCCCCAAUACCACGCUGCGCAGCACCAGCCUCACCAGAACCACCAGCAAUACCAUCCGCCGAGCCAGUACCACGCGCCGCACCCACACCCGCAUCAGGCGCAAGCAACGCCCCCUGCUCCGCCUCCUCAUGGGGUUCACCACACGCUGCCUCAUCAGCCAAGUCAACCGACACCAGGACAUCACCGCACUAACAGCGCUCCAAUGGCCCCGAACAUGUCCCUAUCGGCGGCAGGUCCCCCCGCGCCCCCCGCACCGCCCCCCGUGCCCCCCCACCAGAACCUGGCGCCGACCAACAAUGGUCCAGUAGCGCCACCGACUCCGCCCGCGGCGCCACAACCACCACCGAUGCAGCAAGUUCAGCAACCGGCCCCCGCGCCGAGCGCCGGCCCUCCUCCCCCGCCCCCGCCGCCGGGCGCCACGGGCCCCGCCCCCCCGCCGCCGCCGCCCCCACCCCCGCAGCCCGACCUCACGGGCCUCGCUGCACAGCUGCAGCAGGCCAGACUUAAGAGACAGGCCAAGCAGCAAACGACACCAACAACGACGGAGGCCGCGUCUCCGAGCGGCGGAGAGCACUCAGGGUCCUCCUCAUCGUCAGCCGGCAGCGGCGGCGCCCGCGGCACCCUGCACUGCAUGAUGAACGAAAUGGCCAGGACGCUCGCGCGGCGGAGGGCACACCUCGACAGGGCGGAGGAGUCGUCGACGGAGAGCUCCGUGACGUCGACUCCGCUGAAGACCUGGGAACGCAGCGCCACCCUCCCGCACCGCCUCCCAGCCGCCUGCAACGGGACCACAGCCACCCCGGAGUCGGCGGGGCAGCCGCCGGCGCAGUCCCCGCGCUCGGUGCGAAAGCGCUUCGGUUCCGCCAGCGAGGAGACCAUUCUAAAGCAAGUGAACGGUGGCGAGGGAGGCUGCGUCACGGCUGCAGAGUGGGACGCCUUCAAGCAGGAGAUGAUGAAGGAGAUGCGCAAGGAACUUAACAUCAUGAAACGAGAAAUUAUUGAUGCUAUGAAAGCAGAGUUCUCCCGCAGGUAAGGGAGACGAGCGAAUCCGGAGUGAAUGCUAGUCGACCGCACAUGAUAUCAGAACAAAUAUUUUAAAAAUAAAACUCCAUUAUUACUAUAUAUAAAUACGUACGAUACUUAAUUGUAUAGAAGUAACUGUUGGCAACACAUGUACACGUACUCUUUGUGCUUCAGUGUUGCCAAUCGAUAAAAGAAAGUAUUUAAACUAAGAGUUGCAAACGUGUACGUAAUGCUGUUUCGGCUAUUCGUAAGUGCUCCAUUUACAUGGUUACGGAUGAUUUGCGUAUUAUCGUUAUGGCAUCGCCCAUGGACAGCAGCGCGACGGGGCAGCCUUAAACUACCGUACAAUACCUUCGUUGUAUGUGGGUUUCUAAAUUACCAUGAGUAGCUUGUUACGGCUUUAUUCGUCAAUAUGAGCGAUGCAAUGAUGAAGCUACGACUUCACAUAGUACUCUCUGCGGAACUUAGGGCUGUCACAUCACUCGUUUAAAUUCUCAUAAAAAUUAGAUUUGAAGAAAAUUUGAUUUUUAGAAUCAGAUAUGAUUAGUCAAUUGAGCUGGUGGUGUUUCCUGGUGUUAAGAGUAAGAGAGUGUCAGUCAGAGAAACCCGCAGCCUAGAAACAGUUUUUUGAUGUUCUUUUGUCCGUAUUGUUUCGAUUGCGCAAAAUAAAACGAAACGUGAGAAUGGAGCCUUAACGAAAAUGAAAUAGAAGUCAAUUUUAAAUGAUUGAUUGAGAUGAUUUCUAUAAAAUGUCGCAGAGCUACAUGAAUACACGAGUGAUUGUUUAUCAUAAAGAAAAUUAGAGGUUUUUUUUUAAUUAUUGUAAGCAUUGGAAAGCUGUAACUGCAUUUGUAUAAUUUUUUGAAAGAAGCACUGCCAUUUUAGAAAUACCCUCACAAAAAGUAAACUAAAAUAUCUGUUCGAAUCACGAGCUGCGGUUAAAUGUGAUUUAAAAACUAAACAUAUUAAAAUAUAAACAACGACGGUCAGGCAACACAGGACAGUCGAUGUUGCCAUUUAAAAAAAAUUAUUGUAAAAUCGAUAAUCAUUUAGAUAAUCGACUAAACGACGAAAUCGUCACAUAGACUUAUUCAAGCACGAAUAUCGAAGCAUGAGUUGUUUUUUUUUUUAAUUUUAUACUUAAAACGCAUAUAUUUAUUGUAUUACGUAUGUGUACGUAGUUUUUAAGGCGACCGCGUGUUCGACCGUUGCUUUUGUACGCAUUAGGCUCGUAGUGUAUCGAAUGUGUCGCAGCGGUCCGUGGGCUGCAUCUGGCAGCAUAGUAUAAAAAAAUUAAGUCAUAAAGAAGAAAUCACUUUCAUAUGCAAUGCUUCGUUUGUAUUAUUACUGUUAUUUUUGGCCAGGGUUCAGGAUAAAUAAAAAUCCUACCGAAGUACAAAUUAAAACUGCAUUAGCACUUCUUCUGUUUCGCUUCGAGUAGUUCCGAUUACUGACUGACUACAUGCCAACCCUGCAACUCUUUUAUAGCCGAUACGACAUUCCUAGAUUUAUCGAGAACAUUCCUCACAAGUCGAGUAUUUUCGAUAUGCGUUUCCGCCAUUUGACAAUAGAUGGCGUUCUAGAUUUUACUACUUCCUUUGAUAUUGGUUUCUGCUACGCUCCGAUAGAUGGCGUUACUCUUACCGGUGUCACAGUAUUAACGUUUUCCUGGUCGACACCCACAAAAGCAACGGUCUAAGUGAUUUAAGAGUAUAAAAAAAAACGUAGAUUACUCAAGUAAAAAUAGUGUUAAUCUGUAUUUAUUGGAGAAGUCUGUUCAUACUAGACGUUGAAUAUUAAACAUUUUGUGGACAAAAAUAUUAUAAGCGUGGUAAAAUUGAUGUGAACGGUCUUCGGUAAUUUUAGUUUAAGAUUUACAAUAUACUGUAUAAUGAAUAAUCGAUUUGUGUAUGCCAAUAUAUAUAAAUACAUACAUAUGAUGCGUUUGUCGGGCCUCUUUAAAUCGUAUGUAAGAUUUUAUUACAUUUUUUUUAAAAGUACCUCCAGAUAAUAUUAAAUUUAAGUCUUCCAUUAAUAUUUCCAAGAAGGCGUUUCAUUUUCUACAAAUCGAUUAUUCGAAUCGAUUCUUGAAUUUGAAGAUCGUCCCGCUUUUAUAAGAAUACAAAAAACAAAAUCGAUAAUUGCAUUUUGAAUUAUUUUUGUACAUUUUUUUUUCUAAAUAAUUUUUUUAAAUUAUUUGCUUCCAUUUUUAAUGGGCGUUCCGCAUUCCCAAAAUUGUUACAGGCCAAAUUAGUGUAAGCGCUUUAUAUAUAGCGUGAAUGAAUAAAAAAAAGCUGUAUUAAGUUCAAGAUUAUAACGACUCCAAAAUUAAAAUUAAAUAUAUUUUUGUUGGCAACACCUAUUUACUAUAUUCAAAUGUGAACUGUUGAAAUAGCAUUAUGAUAUGAACAUAAUAUUAAUUAAACUUCCGUAAUAUGAUUGUAAUACAUAAUGCUGUUUUCAAAAUAAUAUUGUUAGGUUUUCUCCAAACGAUACAAGGUAGUGAAUAGCGUUUCGAUGGUUCUAAUUGCACACACAAAAGAAUCGAUACAAUCUGCCCGGCAAAAGUUGAUCAAGCUAAAAAACGAAAUAUCGAUAUUUAAAAAAAAAACGAUUAAAAUAUGAAUAACGUAAUGUUCUUUGCUAAACAUAUUUUGUAUAUAUAAAUAUAUAGUAUUAUUUAUGGUAUUGAGGGGAAUAGAGAGGAAGGCUUAGAAUUGAGUGAUCUUUGUAUUGCUACUCGUGACGCGUCUGGCCUAAUAGACAGUCGCAGUGGUCAUAAGUCUAUCGAGAUAUUCAAUUAAUUGCAAGCUUAGUGAAAAAUUUAUUUAGCAUGCCUUUCACAUAGGAUAACAUUCUGAUAAGCCAAUACAUUAUACAGGGUGUCCCAGAAAGAUGGAUAAUCCUGAAACACCUCAUAGUAAGUAGAGCUAUCGGGGACACAGAAUAAAAAAUGAAAAUAUAUAUUUCUUUGGUAGUACCCAAAUAAAAAUAAAGAAAAAAAUACCAAAUUUCAUGAUUAAAAUUUAAGUUCAGAUUAACUUUUAUAAAAAAUUACACUAGCUACUCAUAUGAUUUCCAGCAUAUUUCUUAGUAUAGUCCAUGUAGAAUAUUAUAAGACCAAAAAGCCUGUGGAUUUCGUUUCUUUAUUUUAUUAUAUUUCGUAUAUUUCAAAAACGCACAGCAGUAUGGAAAACAUCAAGUUUUUUUUUUAAAUACGCGACUUGGGUACUACCUAAGAAUUUUGAUUUUUAAUCUUUUAUUUUGUGUCCCCAAUAGCUCUACUAUGAGAUGUUUCAGGAUUAUCCAUUCUUUCUGGGACACCCUGUAUAUCGAGUGAUGAAAGGCUGUUUGGUUUAAGCAACAUUUAGCUUAAUACGCGACGUUUAUGAAUGUUAUUACGUUCUUAAUAACAUAGGCGAAGGCUAUGUCUUAAUCCAACCGUUUUUUUUUUUCUAAAAAAAAAAGACUUUUAAUUUUAUGUAUGAAUAAAAAACGCGACGUGCUUUAUGUACUCUGGCAACACUUUAAGCUCUAAUUGUCUAUGAUAACGGGAAAGCGUCACGCGAAAGUUACCCAGAAUCGAUUAAGCCUUACGUUUAAUGGGAAAAGCUUAGCUAAAGUUCAUUGGCUUUUUUAGUUUAAAAAAAGUUUAGUUAAAUUUUCUGAACUCAAAAUUUAUCUGUUUAAAACACGGCUCUAGAAACUAUUUUAUUAUUAAGGCAUUCCAAUAACGCCUAAUUUUCUGUAGCUAUUGCGCCUAUAUAUUUUUUUUCAAUUUUUUUUGACGAUUUUUGUGAUAAAAUCGAUUUUUGCUUAUUUAUAUUCGAUUCCACCUCUACGUGUGCUUAAGUGAUAUUUUAUUUUUACGUCAACAAUUAAUACUGGUGCUCAAAUACAAGUAUUUAUUCAUUUUCUUUAAGUUCAUCGACUGAACGAGCAUAUUUAAGUAGAAAAAAAAACUUUUUUUGUAAACUUUACAUUAUGACGGAAUAUAACGUAAUCUAUAAAAUAUUAUUAGUGAUACAUAUUUAUGACUAUUAUAUAAUAUAAUAAUUAGUGUUAAAACGUAUACAAAAUCGAUAACCAAAUUGUUUUUUUUUUUUUUUUUUAAGGCGUACCUAUUGUAUCGAUUAAUCGGAUGGAGAUGUAAAAUCGAUUUUUAGUGUCGUCGAAAAGUACCGUUUUUAUAAUAAGCGACGCCUUUCUUUAUCUAAUCGUAUAAAUGCUGCGUUGAAGUUUCAGUUCAUACCGACUUCCAAACAGGAGGUAUGUGUAUUUGAUGUCUAAGUAACAUUAUUGUGAGCAUACGCUUCCUUUUUUUUUUCAAAAUUGUAUAUAAUAAUAUCGAACAAAGCGAUUCGUUAGCUUAUAAAUUUGUAUUGGUCUCAUUAAUGUCAAAGAAUAAUCUACAAUAUUAUUUCUUUAUUAUUUAAACGAAAUUUGUUUUUUUUUUUUAAUUCUAAAGAAUCUGCUAAUUCCGGCGUUAAAAUAAGUACAUUUUCGUUUUGAUCUAUGACCGUAAAUGUUAAUGUUUAAUUGAUUUUGAUAAAUCUGCUUAUAAAUAAAUAUCUAUUAAUUGACAUUUAUUUAAUGUGCUUAGUCUUAGACAAGGGACUACAAAAUAAAAAGAGAAAAAAUUUGUGAAGAUAAUAAUUAUGUACUGCGUUUUUCUUAUCAAGUAUCUUCAAAAGUAUAGUAUAUAAAGAAACAAUUCAUUCCAUUUCUAAAGUAUUCUCUAUGAUUGCAUAUCUAAUAAUUCCCAUUUAAAUGUGUGUUAUUUUUAUUGAAUUUCUCGGAAAACAUUAGAAACGAAAACGUUGUAACUGUGCCAUUAAAAUUAUAAAGCAUUUUAUGUACACGAACAAAAUAUUUAUGAAAAUAGUAAAAACACAAAAUGGCGCUGACGUUUACUUGCAAAUGGCGUCAGAUGCUACCGAAAAUUGAGUAGUUUUAUUUAAAAAAAAAAAAAACAUUAUAAACACGUGCACAAUCCUAUUUUAGUUUAAAUUGAAUUAAUAUUUGCAGAAUAACGGUUUUAAUUUAAAAUGUACUUUAUUAAAAAUUAAAAUAGGUGAUUUGAUUUAUAUAAACAGAACGUUAACGACUCUUAUACAAAAAAUAAAAAGCCACUACAUAUUAUGUAUCAUAUUUUUUCUUUAUGUGAAAAAACCCGCCAAAAUGGUACGAACUCUAUCAGAAACAGUGAAUUUUUUUUACUGAAUUCAAUUCACAAUUUCACAUUGUCCCACACUUUAUAAAGUGAUUUUUCGAGUCGUUUUCGUCCUGAAAAGUGAUUACAUUGUGUUGAAAUCGCUAGUAUGUACUAUAUGCGUUACCACGUAUAUUAAAUAAUAUAUAUAUAUAUAUAAUUAAUGUAAUAUUGUAUUAUGUUUGCAGUCAUUAAAAAAGUGUAAAUACAAAGUUUUGGUAACGAA
Messenger RNA from Bombyx mori (domestic silkworm), 8107 nucleotides. RefSeq names its product protein enabled (gene ena). The transcript is spliced from 15 exons. Gene Ontology annotation, molecular function: SH3 domain binding. NCBI's taxonomy places the organism in Eukaryota, Metazoa, Arthropoda, Insecta, Lepidoptera, Bombycidae. The coding region runs from base 667 to 2679 and encodes 670 amino acids. The record is from RefSeq and is a predicted model, not a curated record.